Xiphias gladius (swordfish) is the source of this 4220-nucleotide messenger RNA. RefSeq names its product G-protein coupled receptor family C group 6 member A-like. NCBI's taxonomy places the organism in Eukaryota, Metazoa, Chordata, Actinopteri, Istiophoriformes, Xiphiidae. The transcript is spliced from 9 exons. The record is from RefSeq and is a predicted model, not a curated record. Gene Ontology annotation, molecular function: G protein-coupled receptor activity. Gene Ontology annotation, cellular component: membrane. Gene Ontology annotation, biological process: G protein-coupled receptor signaling pathway. Bases 1 to 2904 code for a protein of 967 amino acids.
AUGCGCAGACGCUGUCGUGUUCAGGGUUCCAGUCAGCCCUCGGAGCCUCCACGGACAAAUGGAGCAGGAGCCUCACUCCGUACGCCGCUUUUACGGGAGGCUAACCUGCUCAACACAGACACAAAGACGGCUGAGCUGCAGGCUCUCAGUACUACAGGUUUCGAUGAUGCCACAGCUCCAGGUGACAUUAUUAUUGGGGGAAUUUUCCCAAUACAUGAAAGUGUUAAUGUUACCAUGAGAGAAGAUGGCAGUGACAGCAGGAUCUGUAACAGGUUCAGCAUAACUCGGCUGGUCCAGUCUCUGAUUAUGGUGCAGGCGGUGGAGGAGGUAAAUAAGAGGCAUGUGUUGGGGAACCUCACCCUAGGAUAUUCUAUACUAGACUCCUGUUCUGAUGUUACCACGGCACUCAUUAGCACCCAGGCCUUCAUGAGGAGGAACGAGCGGUCCUCCCCACCUGUGUUGGCUGUUGUCGGUGAUUACUACUCAGAGAUAUCCAUAUCGGUCUCCAGGCAACUCAACCUGGAGUAUAUCCCUCAGAUAAGUUAUGGUGCAACCUCUGGUCUCUUGAGUGAUAAAACACGUUUUCCCAGCUUUAUGAGGACAGUACCAGAGGAUGAUCACCAGGCACAAGCCAUCAUUGAGAUUCUACAGAGACACCAAUGGACCUGGGUCGGUGUAGUGACAACCGAUAGUGACUACGGUCACUACAUAGCUGAACGCCUCCAGCAUCAUGCAACCGGCAAAAACAUUUGCUUUGCCUUCACCUCUAUUCUUCCAGACGUUCUGGGUGACGACAGACUCCAGGAACGCAUUAACGCUACAGUGAAAAGCAUUACUCAUAAUGAAAAUGCCAAAGUCAUUGUGUCCUUCGCCAAACCUCAUCACAUGAUGUAUCUUUUUAACAGUCUUCUCAAGGAUCCUCGAGGCAGAGGGAAAGUUUGGGUGGCCAGUGAUAAUUGGUCAGAAUCAGCUGAUAUUCUACUGAAACACUGGACUUUGAGUGACAUAGGAACAAUUUUUGGGACAACUCUUAAAUCUGGAAACUCAGCCAGGUUUAAGCAGUACCUCAGUAAUCUUGACGUAAACCCUGAUCGCCACAAGAACAACACAUUCUUGUAUAACUUUCUAAAGGAACAUCAACAACAAGAAAAUGAGAGGUGGGAGGCUGCACAAAAUGCCAGUUCCACACAGGAAGAUUUGGGUAUGAAACUCGACCGUGCUGUCAGACUGGUGAAAAGAGAGAAUCCCAAUGACACAGUCACUGACGUAUUAAUGAAGAAGUUACAUCCAUAUGCUGUGUUCAGUGUUGAGUUGGCAGUUAGAGCUAUCGCUCAGGCUGUUGUAGACCUCUGCGUCAAUAGGGACUGUAAGACUAGCCAGAGAUUACAGCCAGUCGAGUUACGAGGAGCCUUAAGGAAAGCAACGUUCCACCUGGAUGGGAAAAACUAUACAUUCGACAGCAGGGGGGACCUCAACUCAGGAUAUGAUGUCAUCCUUUGGAGGCAGACUUCACCAACCUUUAUGGACAUGUACUACAUUGUAGCUCGUUACAGUAUAGAAACCCAUAGCUUGACUUUCAUUUCGCAGCAAACAUAUCGAGAUGUCAUCAGUGUCACAGGUGAUGUGAUUUCCAGGUGUUCAAACAGCUGUGCUCCAGGCUACAGGAAGCAGUCAGCCCAGGGCCAGCCUGUUUGCUGCUAUCUAUGCCACCCCUGUCCUGUGGACCACUUUUCCAAUAUCAGCGAUUCCACAGAAUGUCAUCUUUGCAACACUGAGACUGAUUACUCCUCCAUGGGAAGUGACAGGUGUUUCCGCAAGAAACCUGUCUUCCUGAGUUGGGAUGAUAAAUAUCAUAAGGUGCUGCUGGCAUUUACUGCUCUAGGGGCACUGCUUACCAUUGUUGUUGGGAUCAUCUUCCUUGCACGCUGGAAUACGCCUGUUGUGCGUGCAUCUGUGGGCCCCAUCUGCAUCCUCCUCCUCGCCUCUCUCUUGAGCACGUUUGUGAGUGUGAUAUUGUUUGGUGGAAAACCCAACCCCUGGCAGUGCCAAGCACGGCAGGUACUGUUUGGCUUGAGCUUCACCCUGUGUGUCUCCUGCAUCAUGGUCAAGUCCUUUAAGAUCAUCUUGGCCUUUGAGUUUGACCCCAGCAUUAAGAGUGUCCUGGAAAAGCUCUACAAGCCUUACAUCAUUAUUACAGCGUGCAUGGCAGGUCAAGUGCUGAUCUGUGCCCUGUGGCUUUCAUUCAAGUCUCCAAUGCCCAAAUGGGAGUUACUGAAAAACAAAGAGGAGCGCCUGCUUUUUUGCAAUGAAACAUCCUUUACUGCAUUUGGAGCCAUGCUAAGCUAUACUGGCGUGUUAGCUCUCAUCUGCUUUGGUGUUGCUUUCAAGGGCAGAAAGCUGCCGCAAAGUUACAAUGAUGCAAAGUUCAUCACCUUUGCUAUGUUGAUUUACUUCAUCUGCUGGAUCAUCUUUGGCCCAGUUUAUGUCACUGUCACAGGCCGCUACCUUCCAACAGUGGAGAUGGUCGUCAUCCUCAUCUCAGCCUACGGCAUCCUGUUCUGUCAGUUCUUCACCAAGUGUUACAUUAUUCUGUUCAAGCCAGAAGCAAACACAGUAAACGCCUUCCGCCAGGAUGUAAGGAAUUACUCCUCGGGUCACAUCCGAUAUGAGGAUAACUGGAUCUCAUCUUCCUUUAGCUCUGGAGAGAUUCAAAACACUGCUGUAGAUGUGGAGUCAACAACGUCAAAUUCAUUGUCAUUCGAUCGACUGAAUGACCAGCACCUAUCCAUGAGCUCUGGUCUGUCAUCACGCUCUCUGUUACCAGUUUCGAACCCACAGCUCGUAAGACGGCAGAGCAACAACAAUAAGAGGCAAUUAAGGAGAUAUUUAAGUUUGCCAGUGUAAAUAACAAAGUAAUACACAAAAGUAAAAAAAAUCCAUUAAAAUAUUUAAAAACUGUAGCACAAAAUGUAAUGGUUCAAGGAUUAUUAUGGCUGCCACUAGCCAUUAUUUUCAUUAUUGAUUAACAUACUAAUUAUUUUCUAUAUCAAUCGAGUAUUUGUUUUGUCUAUAAAAGGCCAGAAACUAGUAAAAAAAAAAAGCGAUAUAAUUUCCACAAGCCUAAUGUGAAUUAUUCUAAUUGCUUAUUUCACCAACAGCAUAAACACCAAAAUUGCUUUUAAGUUUACUAUGAUAUCAAGCAAAGCACCGACUCCUUAUACUUUUGAACCUUUUGUACAGAGACGAUGAAUCCUAAAGACUUUGGUGAUACACCGACUUUUCAUGUACUGCCACUAGCAGCUGAAGAUGAUUUGUGGUUUUGACUAAAAAUUACUGCUGUAUGGAUUGCCAUGAAAGUUGAUACAGUCAUUCGUGUUUCCCUCAGGAAAAACAGUUAUCAUUUGGGUGAUCCCUUAACUUUUCAUUUAGCACCACCAUCACGGAUCAGAAACUAAGGCUUAACUAAGCUGGUGAAAAUGGCUACUGAAGAGCACGCUAGCAUUAAGUCAUUGUGAGCAUGUUGGCACACUGAUAUUAGCAUUUUGCUCAAAGCACCACUGUGCCCUAAUAAAUCCUCACAGAGCUGCUAGCAUGACUAUAGACUCCUAAUCUUGUUACUUGAAAAAUGAGUGAAACGAUUGAUUAUCAGAAUUGUUGCUGAUUAAUCUUCUGUCAAUUGGCUUAUCAAUUAACUGACUAACUGUCUCAGCUCUAAAUGUCAUAUCGGAAGUAUUGACAAAAACACUCAAAAAUGAACAAUUGCAGCUCUCACUUCUUUAGGGGUUUACAUUAUAAAUGGCACAAAAUAUUAAAUAAUAUUUGUCACAUUAAAGAUUUGAUAAUAGUCAUUGUUAUAAUUAUGUAAUAAUUGCCAUAUCUGAUAAACCUAUAAUUCAAUAAAUGAAUGGAACAAAACACUGUAGUGGGCUGUACUAGAUCCUGAAAUUUUCCUGAUGUACAAAAACACCUCCUGGGAAAAGCCAUUGUGGCAACAAUCAGUACUCUACUCUGUAAUGACUGCAUUGCCAUUCUGGAUUAUGGUCUGUGUUCUCUGUUUCAUGUUUAAUAUCUAUUUAAAUAUAUGUGAUAGUUGGGCGUAAGGAAUAUCUUUCUAGGUGUUGAGAUCAUUUCACACAAUCGUUAGACAGGAAAGGCAAUCAUUAGUUUGGAAAAUAAACUUUUCUUUAAUUCUAGCAAUCUCAUCUUCAAAUCUCAUAAAC